UGCCUUAGUCCUGCCUCGACUUCUUUGACACGGCUCUCCUCGUUGUUUGUUUCAAUCAGCUGACGAACGAAACUCGAUGAAAGAGCCAAAACAUACUACUAUUUUAAAGAAAAUAACAGUUUCAUCGAAAACAAAGCUUCAAUUUGAAACAUCCUCUCUCUCUCAAAAAGUCUUCUCUUCUCUGUUUCUCUCUUGAUGUAAGAGAAAGCAAAGCACCAAAAAACCCAUAUUAUAAUUUUUUAAAAACCUCUCUUUUAUUUAUCUUCUGGAUUCUCUGAUUCUUACUCGCAAAUACCAAAAAGCAUCGUAAAAAUCGAAACUUUCUUUGUGGGUUUCUCGUCUUUGUUCUACAGAAAUAUGGUUCAAUACCAAAGACUCAUCAGAAAAGGGGAAAAGCUUAGAGUUUCAGUUAAUGAAAAAGGUGGUUCCUUUGCCGGAACCGUCGCCGGUGGUGGCUUCUCAAAGAUAGCUAAACCGAAGAUUAUCUUAGUUCUCUUUCUCUCUUUCCUCUCUUGCUGUUACAUCUUCAGCUUCUCCUCUUUCUCUCUUCUAAAUUCUUUUAGCAGAGAACCUCAAGGAUUUGGUCCUUAUGAACAGUUCAUUGCUCCUCUAUGUUCAGGAACCUCUAAUGGAACAAUUUGUUGUGACAGGACCGGGUUUAGAUCCGACGUUUGUAUCAUGAAAGGAGAUGUUAGAACAAACUCUGCUUCUUCAUCAGUCUUCCUCUUCACUUCCCUCGCAAAAAAGACAAACAUCUCUCAAAAGAUCAUCAAACCUUACACAAGAAAAUGGGAAACAAGUGUGAUGCAAACAGUUCAACAACUCAAUCUCGUUUACAGAGAUCAACAUAAUUCUUCAGUCUCUGAAUCUGAUGAUGUUCACAACAUCGUCUGCGAUGUCUUCUACGACGUUCCUGCUGUGUUUUUCUCCACUGGUGGUUAUACAGGAAACGUUUACCACGAAUUCAACGACGGGAUCAUCCCUUUGUUCAUCACUUCACACCAUUUCAACAAGAAGGUUGUGUUUGUGAUCGUUGAGUAUCAUAGUUGGUGGGUUAUGAAAUAUGGAGACAUCGUUUCUCAGCUGUCUGAUUAUCCUCCCGUUGACUUCAACGGUGACAAGAGAACGCAUUGUUUCAAGGAAGCUAUCGUGGGACUGAAGAUUCAUGACGAGUUAACGGUUGAUUCAUCGUUGAUGCAUGGAAAUAAAACAAUUCUUGAUUUCAGAAACGUGUUGGAUCGAGCUUAUUGGCCUCGUAUCCGUGGAUUGAUACAAGAGGAAGAACUCGAGGCAGUGAACAAGACUGGUAAAAGAGUUGGAGAAGACGUGUUCAAGAAACCGAAACUAGUGAUUCUGUCGAGAAACGGAUCGAGGGAGAUACUGAAUGAGAGUCUUCUGGUGGAGUUAGCUGAGGAAAUUGGAUUCUCUGUCGAGGUUCUGAGACCGGAUAAAACAACAGAGCUGGCAAAGAUCUAUAGAUGUUUGAACUCAAGCAAUGUGAUGAUCGGUGUGCAUGGAGCUGCAAUGACACAUUUCCUUUUCUUGAAACCUAAGACAGUCUUUAUACAGAUUAUACCAAUAGGAACCGAAUGGGCGGCUGAGACUUAUUAUGGUAAACCGGCCAAGAAGAUGGGAUUGAAGUACAUUAGUUACAAGAUUAAACCGAAAGAGAGCUCUUUAUACGAUGAGUAUGGCAAAGAUGAUCCGAUAAUACGAGAUCCUAAGAGUUUUACUCAAAAAGGAUGGGAUUACACUAAGAAGAUCUAUCUUGAGCGGCAGAACGUGAAGCUCGAUUUGAUAAGAUUCAAGAAACCGUUGUCUCGUGCUUAUGAUUUCUCGAUGAAGCGAAUUUGACCGGUGUAUAGCAUUACACAAACCGGAUGUUAUCAAUUAAAGGGGGGGUUUUUAGAUUGUAUAAAAUAGUUUUGGUUCGAGAUGUACUGUAUACGUUUUAGCUAUACUGUAAAUAAAUGGAAGAGGAACGAAAAGUUUAGCUC
Messenger RNA from Camelina sativa (false flax), 1997 nucleotides. Its product is annotated as xylan glycosyltransferase MUCI21. The record is from RefSeq and is a predicted model, not a curated record. Gene Ontology annotation, molecular function: glycosyltransferase activity. NCBI's taxonomy places the organism in Eukaryota, Viridiplantae, Streptophyta, Magnoliopsida, Brassicales, Brassicaceae.